This is a messenger RNA of Hemicordylus capensis (graceful crag lizard), 3146 nucleotides long. RefSeq lists its product as uncharacterized. The coding region runs from base 271 to 1605 and encodes 444 amino acids. Lineage: Eukaryota; Metazoa; Chordata; Lepidosauria; Squamata; Cordylidae. The transcript is spliced from 6 exons. The record is from RefSeq and is a predicted model, not a curated record.
CUCACACAAACUCUGGGCUGGAAACGGGGUGGUUCUGCCCCUUAGUUCUCCUUCUGUGCUGCCUGUCUUUCCUUGUUUGCUGCCUCCAGGACCACUAUUGAGACUUCUGGGUGCAAACAGCAUAGCUCCCACAUACCUCCCCUUCGACCAUGGCUUCCUUGAAGGCCUGGCUAUUGGGCCUCCUUCUGGUCCUGCUCUGUUCCUUCCAGCUCCCCAAAGCACAGGGAGAGGAGCAGCACCACCACCAUCACCAUGGAGAUGUAGAGCACCAUGGCAACCACCACGAGGGCGGACACCAUCAUCAGCAUGAUGAUGAUGACGAUGACCAUCAUCACCAUGCAGCUCACCAUCAUGAAACAAAAUAUACCCAAGGAGGACAUCAUCCUCACCAUGAUGAAGAUGACGAUGACGACGAUGAUGAUAAGCAUCAUCAUCACCACAGCGAACACCAUGAUGAACACCAUCAUCAUCACCACCACAGUGACCACCAUGAUGAUGAUGAUGAUGACGACGAUGAUGACCAUGACAAGCAUCACCACCAUCCUGAGCAUCAUGGUGACUACCACCACCACCAUCAUGAUAAAGAUGAUGAUGAUGAUGAUGAUGAUGAUGAUGAAGAAGAACAUCACCACCACCAUGAACAUCAUGGAGAUCACCACCAUGAUGAUGAUGAUGACGACGAUGAUGAUGAACAUAAUCACCACCACCAUCAUGAACAUCAUGGCGACGAUCAUCACCACCACCAUCAUGAUAAAGAUGAUGAUGACGACGACGACGAUGAUGACGAUGACGACGAUGAACAUCACCAUCACCACCAUCAUGGCGACCAUCAUCACCACCAUCAUCAUGAUAAAGAUGAUGAUGAGGAGGAGGAGGAGGAGGAUCCCCAUCAGCAGCAUCACGAACAUCAUGGUGACCACCACCACCACUAUGAUGAUGACGACGAUGACGAUGAUGAAGAUGAACAUCAUCACCACCAUCACAAACACCAUGAUGACCACCAUCACCACCACCAUGAUGAUGAUGAUGAAGAUGAAGAUGACGAUGACAGUGAUGAAAAGAAGCAUCACCAUCAUGGACAUCACAGUCACCAGCAUCACCAAAAAGAUGAUGAUGAUGAUGAUGAUGAUGAUGACGACAGUGGUGAAGAUGAUGAUGACGAUGAGGAUGAGGAGGAAAAGUCUCAUGGGCACCAUCACCAUGGUAGCCAUCAUCAUCAUCAUGAGAAAAAAGAGCACCAUCGUCAUCACCACCAUCAUGGUGAUGAAGACCAGUCUGAUGAAAUUGCAUCUAAGGAAGAGGAUGAAGAUGAGGAGGAAGCACACAAGCAAAAGCACCAUAAACAUGAAGGUCACAAAAAGACAAAAAGACACCAUGAAGGGGAAGAAGAAGAGGAUGACGAUGCAUCUGAAGAGGAUGAAGAUGAGGAGUAUGAAGCGGGCUCUCUUUGCCACUACUGUGCCUUCUGCAAGCAUUGCGAUGAAUGUGAUAAGUGUCCCUGCAAAGAAGGCGACAGCAGCGAACACUGCACGAGCUGUCAGUACUGCCAUUACUGCUACGUUUGCCCUGUGUGUGAGACAGCCUGUGCACCAGGGAGCAUUGUAGACGAGUUAUCGGGAGCCUUAUUCCAGACAUUUGCCACCAUCUUUGAGCAACAGGAGCACUGAAGAGUCCCUGGUGGAGAAGCCAAAACGAGGAAGGGGUGGGGAGCAUGUGACCCUUGACCUUUAGGGCCAAACAAUAUGUGACAGGCAAUUCCACUGUUCUUCCUCUGAGUGGUUUCCCCCUCCCCUUCCUUGUCUACUCAAAAUCCACCUUUUCUCCUUGUGAGAGAAAAGACAUGGGAUCCCCAUAGGUUUUCACCCACCCCUAGGAAAGCAGCUUUGGGAGGGGGAAAUCUGAUUUUGAGCCGACGAAUAGCAGGAAGAGGAAGGAAUAAGCAGCUCCAUACCCAUCCACCCUGCCCUUCACUCCUGAUUUCAGCUUCUUGCAGGGGAAGAAUUGCAGAACUGCCUGUCAUGUAUAGUUCAACCCUUACAGUUAACAAGGAAGCCAUCCUGAGCAAGCUGAGGCCUGUUGAACUAGGGAGGGAGACACACAUUUGCUGAGCUAAUCCACAUCGAGGCAAGGAAUAAUUAAUGCCUCUGUGUUGCCUGUAGUCUUUGAAUUGUUAGAGCAAAGAUUUCCAGCGUUGGGUCCCCAUAUGUUGCUGGACUACAACUCCCAUCAUCCAGGGCAUUGUGGCUGGGGAUGAUGGGAGUUGUAGUCCAACAUAUGGGGACCUUAGGCUAGAGUUUGGUUCCCCCUAGUGGCUGAACUCCUGGGCAACAUGUCUACCACCCACACUUAGCUGAAAUGUCUAUGGGACAAUUCACAUAUGUAUCCACAUAAUUUGAUUUUUUCUCUCAAGAUGACUUUUUGCUGAAUCUGUGAAUGGAGUUCAUUGAAAAACUGAUGAGGAGAUAUGAAAGCAUGGUGUAUGAUCAGUGACAGAUCUUUCAUAUAUGCGAGGCUUCGCUUGAUAGCUGCAGUCAUCAAGGGAUAAACAUGCCUAUGUGAAUCAGAUUUUAAUCUGCGUAACAAGCAUCACUGCAUUAACUCAAACAUGACUGCAACGGCUUUCUCAAAGGAAUUCUGGGCAUUGUAGGGUUCUGUGAAGAUGCCAAGAGGCUGUCAAAGAUGACAGAGCAAUUGCCAUCCUCCCUUUCUGAUAAGCCAUCACAGUUAACCAAUCUGUAUAGUAGCAAUAACCUUGGGCUACAAACCUAAGUUUAGUUGGCACGUAGGGCAGGCUUCUUCUGAAAAUUGCUCUUAGUAUUCACCUGCGGACAUGGUUUUCACAAACAUCCAAAGCAAAAGUAGGAAACAAUUGGCCAGGUGUGUCUGUGCGCAGUGAUGAAGUUUGUGGCUUCAAGUUCAAGGGGAGGGAAGCCCUGUGUGAGCUUUAAGAGGCUGAAGGCUCAAACGCAUCCCUCUGCAGUUUCUCCUUGCCACAGAUGUAAGGACUCCCCUCUUCUGGCUCAAAUGAAAAUCCCAUCUCCCCACCUCUGAAACAGAUGCUCCUCCCCCUCUGCCUUUUUUAUUCUUAAUUUAUAGCCAUGGCUCUGUCUUGUUUUCAUGAGGAAUAAAUUUCUUUUUGCUUCUGA